Messenger RNA from Phascolarctos cinereus (koala), 6033 nucleotides. RefSeq names its product YEATS domain containing 2 (gene YEATS2). The record is from RefSeq and is a predicted model, not a curated record. Lineage: Eukaryota; Metazoa; Chordata; Mammalia; Diprotodontia; Phascolarctidae. Gene Ontology annotation, biological process: regulation of DNA-templated transcription.
GGAGGCGGGGCUGGGGGCGGGAGGUCCCGGUAUUUGUGAGUCUUUGGGAGCGGGCCUGCGCUUGGCCCUGUGACCCCUCCCCCUGCCCCAUAGAAGCGAGGAGCAGCUGCAGGUCGUCAUGUCUGGAAUCAAACGAACCCUCAAAGAAAAUGACCCCGACUACGAGGACAUUUCUGUGGCGCCCCCCAACAAAAGGCAUCGAGCCAUGGAGGAUUCAGCUCGAGAUGCCGCUGUGCAGAAGAUCGAAACAAUUAUUAAGGAGCAGUUUGCUGUCGAAAUGAAGAACAAGGAGCAUGAAAUUGAGGUCAUAGACCAGCGACUGAUUGAGGCCCGGAGAAUGAUGGAUAAACUUCGAGCUUGCAUAGUGGCAAACUACUACGCUUCUGCCGGUCUUUUCAAAGCUUCAGAGGGAUCAAAGACCUGUGACACCAUGGUUUUUAAUCAUCCCGCUAUCAAGAAAUUUUUGGAAUCUCCAUCAAGGUCAUCAUCUCCUGCUAAUCAGAGAUCAGAGGCACCAUCUCUUAACUAUUCAGAAAGUGAUUCUUUAUCUCAGCACAAUGACUUCUUAUCUGACAAAGACAAUAGCAGCAACCUGGACCUGGAGGAGAGAUUGUCCAACAGUAUGGAGCCUCUGAGGCCUGGCAGAAAUACCGGGCGGGACCCCAGUGGUGGAGCUGGCUCCCGGAAAACAAACCAGCAGAAUUCUGAUCUCACUUCAGAAGAGGUUUCAAGACUUUUUGUGAAGAAAACCAUAGUGGUUGGCAAUGUAUCGAAGUACAUUCCCCCUGAUAAGAGAGAAGAAAAUGACCAAUCAACUCACAAGUGGAUGGUGUAUGUGCGGGGCUCCCGGAGAGAGCCCAGUAUCAAUCACUUUGUGAAGAAAGUGUGGUUCUUUCUCCACCCCAGCUAUAAACCGAAUGACCUGGUGGAAGUUCGAGAGCCUCCUUUCCACCUGACCAGGAGAGGUUGGGGUGAAUUUCCAGUCAGAGUUCAAGUUCACUUUAAGGACAACCAGAACAAGCGGAUAGAUAUCAUCCAUAACCUGAAGCUGGACAGAACUUACACUGGCCUGCAGACUCUAGGUGCUGAGACGGUAGUGGAUGUUGAGCUCCAUCGGCAUUCCCUUGGAGAAGACCACCUUUAUCCUCAGUCCUCAGAGUGCGAUGUCUCCGAUGCCCCUUCGUCUUUGCCUUUGCCCAUGCCAGCCCCGGUGAAAGCUGCUUCUCCCAGAAAGCCUCCACAAGAGCCUAUUCCUGAUGCUGCUGUGGAGAAAGGUUUCCAAGCAAAAACUGAAGCUGACAGACCCACAGCAUUUUACUCUUUGCCAUCUUCAGUGGAACGUACACCCACAAAAUCGGUGUCAUCCCAGAGGGUAACCUUUGGCUCUCAUGGUAAUUCAGCAUUCCAGCCAAUAGCAGCCAGUUGCAAAAUUGUGCCACAAGGUCAAGUUCCAAAUCCUGAGUCUCCUGGAAAAUCUUUUCAGCCGAUCACUAUGAGCUGCAAAAUUGUCUCAGGAAGCCCCACCAGCAAGUCGUCCACUGCUUCUCAGACUGCCCAAGGAACAGGGUCUCCCAUUCCUAAGAUCCACGGAAGUAGCUUCAUCACUUCGACAGUCAAGCAGGAGGACUCCUUGUUUGCAUCUAUGCCUCCUCUUUGCCCAAUUGGGAGUCACUCCAAGGUGCAGAGCCCUAAACCUGUCACCGGAGGCCUCGGAGCUUUCACCAAGGUAAUCAUCAAGCAGGAGCCUGGAGAAACCCCCCACAUGCCCACCUCAGGAACCCCUGCCCAGCCGCCUCUUCCCCAGUAUGUGACGGUGAAAGGGGGUCACAUGAUAGCUGUGUCCCCUCAGAAACAGGUCGUGGCUACAGGAGACGGGACUGCUCAGUCACCAAAGGUGGUUGGUGUACCAGUCGGGUCUGCUUUGCAGUCCACAGUGAAGCAGGCCGUGGCUAUCAGCGGUGGCCAGAUCCUGGUGGCCAAGGCCAGCUCCGCCGUGGCCAAGGCCGUUGGUCCAAAGCAAGUUGUGACCCAAGGAGUUGCCAAAGCGAUUGUGAGCGGAGGUGGAGGAACCAUUGUUGCUCAGCCUGUGCAGACCUUAACCAAGGCUCAGGUCACUUCCACCGGGGGGCCAAAAAGUGGAUCCCAAGGUUCAGUGUUUUGUCACCAGCCGCCUUUCUCUGUCAUUCCAGUGAUGGCUACUUUGCAGCUGCCUGCCACCAAUCUGGCCAACUUGGCAAAUUUACCUCCUGGCACCAAACUCUACCUCACAACCAAUAGCAAGAACCCUUCCGGAAAAGGAAAACUCCUGCUGAUCCCUCAAGGGGCCAUCCUGCGGGCCACACACGGUGCUAACCUCCAGGGAGGAGCUUCUGCAGCUGGAGGCAGCGGUGGUACCGGAGCACAGGGUGCAACCCCAGGAGGGGUGUCCCCGCAUGUGACCUACACAUCCUACAUCCUCAAGCAGACUCCACAGGGCACAUUUUUGGUUGGCCAGCCAUCCCCUCAGAGUUCUGGAAAGCAGUUAGCAACUGGAUCUGUGGUUCAGGGCAAUUUAGGAGUCAAUGCAUCCUCCACGCAAGGACAGCAAGCGUUAAAAGUCAUCUCUGGGCAAAAAACAGCUUUGUUCACCCAGGCAAACCCUGGUGGGCAGGCAUCUCUGAUGAAAAUAGCUGAUGGCUCCUUGAAGUCUGUGCCGGCCGCAACCCCACUCUCCAAGCCCGGGACCACUGUUCUGAGAGUUGCAGGGGGCGUGAUCACUACUGCCGCCUCCCCAGCUGUCUCUCUCUCUGCCAAUGGAGUUAUACAGCAGUCAGAAGGAGCAGCUUCCAGCUCAGCGUCUGCGCUGGGACCCGUUGGGAAGGCUUGCGGGCAGCAGUCACUGUGUGUGACUCCAGCCCAGGCAGGGCCCACAGGAGCCAACAGAACCAGCGCCUCGGCUGUCAUCGGUGCCACGUCUCCGAUGUCCGCAGCAACCCCUGUCUCUGGCAAAACCGCUGUCUCAGGGCUGUUAAAGAUCCAUUCCAGCCAGUCCAGUCCUCAACAGGCUGUCCUGACCAUACCCAGCCAGCUUAAACCACUCAGUGUAAAUGCGGCAUCAGGAGGCAUCCAGACCAUCCUGAUGCCCAUGAAUAAAGUAGUUCAGUCAUUGUCUGCCAGCAAGACACCUGCCAUGCCCGCCGUGGUUGCCCCUAGCGUGGUCCCUGUCAGCUCUACUUCAACCACUGUUACUAAAGUGAAGGUAGAGCCAGAAACACCAGGACCAAACGGUCUCACUCUGGUGUCCCAGGAAGUGCAGACGGAAGUGAAGACGGAAGAAAGCACUGAACUGGGCAACUAUGCAAUCAACAUAGAGCAUUUAGAAAAUACCCAACAGCUUCUAACAGCGAUAGUAAAGAAGAUCCCGUUAAUCACUAAAAAGGGUGAAGAUGCCAAUUGUUUCUGUGCAAGUUCUGUGGAGCAGUAUUAUAGUUGGAACAUUGGGAAACGGAGGGCAGCAGAGUGGCAACGAGCAAUGACAAUGAGAAAAGUCUUACAAGAAAUUCUGGAGAAGAAUCCCAGGUUUCACAAUGUGACGCCCCUCAAAACCAAGCACAUUGUCCAUUGGUGUCGUUGCCAUGGUUAUACUCCACCAGACCCAGAGAGCUUGAGAAAUGAUGGUGAUUCCAUCGAGGACGUACUGACGCAGAUAGACAGUGAGCCAGAGUGUCCAUCCUCCUUCACCACCGCUGAUGAUCUCUGCCGGAGACUGGAAGACCUCCAGCAGUGUCAGAAAAGAGAGCCAGAGAACGAUGAGGAGGUGGAUGUUCUGACUGUCACUGAGCCCCUGAAAGCAAACGUCAAGAAAGAGAGGGAAGAGAAGCGAGCUGGCUUGAAGUUCUGUUUGGAAGCCACGCCUGCAUCCGAGUUUGUCAGUGACACGGCGCAAAAGAUUGGAAUCACCCUCCAGCCUGUGGAACUUCACAAGAACACCUACGCAUCUGUUGUUGAAGAUAUGAUUCUAAAGGCGACUGAGCAACUAGUGAGUGACAUCCUGAGACAGGCUCUGGCUGUUGGGUACCAGACAGCAUCUCACAGCAGGACUCCAAGAGAAAUUACAGUGAUGAAUAUUCACCAGGCCAUCUGCAAUAUUCCCUUUCUUGAUUUUCUCACUAACAAACAUAUGGGAGUAUUAAGUAAGGAGCAGUGAACUCAAAAGGCCCCCAGAAAAGUAGUAUGAGAUGAAGACUCAGCCAAAGCAUGUGAGCUGACCACAACCCAAGUCCCGGGGUCCAUGCUCUUCACCAGCCAUUAAGUGAAAUAGGGAGUGGGUCAGCGUGCUCUUUCCACUUGGAUGUAAUUGGUCCAUCUGAAGACUCCAGGGUAAGGGAGCCCCAAAGCUGGGAUGGGUGGAAGUGAAUCCGCCUAUCUUAGGACGGCCCUGAUUGAUUUCCACCGCACCUCCUGGGAGCCUCCAAGGCUUGUUCAGGGAGUCUGCUUGCACACUCAGCACCACCUGUGGGCUCUGGGGUUACUGGCAGCUCCCCCUCUUGUCUUGCAAGAAGAAUUGUCCCAGAAGUGACACGUGGGAAGCUGUGGUGGAGGUGACAGUGACGGUGGCAGCGUUGACCUGCCUUGUUGCGGAGAGACAGCUGCCCUGCCAGGACCUCCCCAAGUGGUUGUUGGGGCCCUGAGCUGAGUGUGACCGACUGCAGCAAUCAGAUCUGUGGGAGGGAACGGACCCGCCGGGAAGAAGCACAGCUCGCUGGCUACCCACUGUGUGGCCUGGCCCGGAAAGACUCUGGCGCAUGGGCGGGAAGAAGCUUGAAUGUUCCAAUCAUGCACUUAACUGGUUGGGGCUUAACAGCAGCCAGAAACUUUGGGCCUGAGGAGAAGGCAGAAGCCACUCUGAUCACCGUGUGUGGGGUGCCUCAGCCGGCUCCCUUGCAUGCAGUCAGGGGCUUGCUCCUUUGCCGUGUGCACCUUGUCUACAGGCAGCUGUCUGUAGUGUGGUACGUGCCGAUGGACUUGCUUGAAAGUUGUUUAUUCUUAGGAAAAACUCCCAAUGAAGGCCAAAUGGAAAGGAUUCCUGCAUUGGUUGGGGAGACUGAAGUAGACGUUAUGGUCCCCCUCCAUCUGUAAUAGUCUUUGAUUAAGUGAGCUCUCAGACCUGUUCAGACAGAUCUGCUGGGGAGCUCACUUCCCAGAAAAAAGAAACAAUGCAAAGAUAUACCUGUAUGUGUUUGUUCAGUGGAGGAAGACAAAGAAAGCCCCUCAGCUGUGAGCGGAGGCAUCAAAACACACAGACGAUGGGAAGAGCAAAGCCCAAGGAAGACAAGCAGACAGAGAAGUGCUUUUAUUCAGCAGCAUCCCUGGCCUGGUGCCCAGGGCACGUGGAAGGCAUCAGAUUAGUGGAUCUCCUCCCACCAUCCAUCUGUGGUGCAGAACCAAGAGGCAUCUGAUAGCCGUCAACAGGAACCGGUCAGCAUAGACCCUGGAGGAAAACUCGGAGCCCUGGGCAUCUCAUGUGGUCAGAACCUUAGGGCUCAUCCAGACAACCCAGGCUGGUGUUCUGAGUCAAGGGAAGGUGAGGUAUGUCCCAGAGGGAGAAUUAAGUGAGGGGCCCAUUGGAUCAUAACAGUCUUGCUGGAACAUGAGAUUCAUCCAUCUGGGAAAGAGGAGAAAGCUGUUCGGUGCAGUGCAUGGCGUGCUCAGAACACAAAUACCAGUCAUUUAACUUGCAAACACUUGGAGUGUUUUAACAGUUAAGUGAACCCCCAGAGCAUUUGAGAAUAGCAGGCACAUGUUUGGAUUAAAAAGAAAGUUUUCUCUAGAAUCUUUCAAAUCUAAGAUCUGGGGGGAAAGGGUGCAGUUGGUCCGUGGCUGACCCAAAGGAAAGCAAGUUCUUGCACUGAGUGGAAGACCAUAAUAAAAAGCUUUUCAGCAAAGGAAACAUUAAACAUUAAAAGAUCUCCUUGUAUGUUAAGAUUCCCAGUGUAUUUGUAUGAUGAUGUGUAACAUGUAUGGCUACAAUAAAUUUUCUUUUAUUAGUUGUGA